Messenger RNA from Aspergillus wentii DTO 134E9, 1398 nucleotides. It is a transcript of the gene pre4, whose product is annotated as proteasome core particle subunit beta 7. The record is from RefSeq and is a predicted model, not a curated record. The transcript has 5 exons. Gene Ontology annotation, cellular component: proteasome core complex. Bases 1 to 1398 code for a protein of 465 amino acids. Gene Ontology annotation, biological process: regulation of DNA-templated transcription. NCBI's taxonomy places the organism in Eukaryota, Fungi, Ascomycota, Eurotiomycetes, Eurotiales, Aspergillaceae.
AUGCUUGGUCUUGGAGCAUAUGAAAGUAGCAGUGAAGAUGAGGCAGGACCUCCCACCUCUUUACUGGUUCCAGAGCACAAGAAGAAAGAGCAGCCAGUUGAAAUUUUGCAGGCCAAGGAUAAUUACAUUCAAGCAGGGACACAUCAAAACAAAAUUUCCCAAAAAACGACUUCCAAUGCCGAACCCGCUGGGCCUGUUCUAGGGCCUUCAGACAUCCAAAUGGCGCAGCCAUCAGCUGAUCCCUCACCAACCGGGCAGUCCUCUCCGUUUUUAGCAUCUCGGACACUUAUACAUGAUUUAACACUUCCUCCGGUGCCGAAUUUGGACAUACCGCCGUCGCCGCCUGGUUCUCCCGAGCCCAUGGCGAAUGCGAAAUUCACACAUUUCCUAUCAUUAAAGAAGCAAGGUAUCCAUUUUAACGAAAAGUUGGCUGGAUCAACCUCCCUUAAAAAUCCCAGUCUGCUAAAAAAGCUGAUGGAUCAUGCUGGGAUUGAUGGUCAAGCACAAUACCAUACAUCACUUCCCAUUGGUGUAUGGGAUACUGCUAAUUUACCGCAAUGGGGGUUCAAGGAAGCACUUUUGAAGUCACAACAAGAAAUCCGUCAACAAACAGAAGAUAAACGGCUUGCAGGUCACAGAGGCUCGAUUGAGGACGAUAUCUACGGCCCUUAUAACCCGGCAUAUCUUCAGACCUCUGGUCCUAAAACUCACACUCAGUCACCUGCUGUGACCGGAACGUCUGUCAUAGCGGUAAAGUUCAACGGAGGAGUCGCGAUUGCGGCUGAUAACCUGGCCUCAUAUGGAUCGCUUUCUCGCUUUACCGACGUUAAACGGCUCCGCGUUUUUGGUGAUGCCGCGGUGAUCGGGUUUGGUGGCGAUGUGUCUGAUAUGCAGUACAUUGACCGACUGUUGGAAUCCAUGGAUAUCAGAGAAAAUUACUCGACCCACGGGAACAUGCUCAACGCAAAGAACCUCCACACCUACUUAUCCAAGGUUUUCUACAAGCGCCGUUCUGAGUUCAAUCCGCUUUGGAACCACAUUCUUGUUGCGGGGUUUGAUGGAGAUGAGAAGCCUUUCUUGAGCUCUGCAGACCUUCUUGGAACAACUUUCUCGGCACCGCAUCUGGCCACUGGCUUCGGUGCCCACCUUGCUGUUCCAAUUCUCCGUCGACUGUUCCCUGAAGAGAAGCCUAUCGAGGAAAUCAACAAAGACCAAGCAGUUGCUGCUCUUAAAGAAUGUCUUAAAGUUUUGUGGUAUAGAGACGCUCGGAGUCUCGACAAGUAUUCGAUAGCGGUGAUCACUAAAGAAGGUGUCGAGUUGAAGGAGAACGAGCAGAUUGAAGCUCAAAGCUGGGCAUUCGCUGAAGCCAUCAGGGGAUACGGAGCUCAGGUCAACUAG